Molecule: messenger RNA, 357 nt
Organism: Aspergillus versicolor CBS 583.65
Lineage: Eukaryota; Fungi; Ascomycota; Eurotiomycetes; Eurotiales; Aspergillaceae
Exons: 3
Coding region: 12-338 (108 amino acids)
Source: RefSeq, a predicted model, not a curated record
GCCAGACAAAGAUGGGUUUAAGUCGGGGAACCGCAAGGGGAUUUUGCUUGGUAGGGUUGGGAGGGUCUUUCUGUACGAGUGUGAGUGGUGUGGAUUUGGCUGGACGAGUCAGGCGCAGAUGGAGUGUGUUUUGGCUUGGAAGGAAAGCUAGAUAUCUGGGCUGGAUAGAGACUUUCGGCCUACGACAGUGUCGGGAAAGAAAAGACGACAUUAAACUAGACCGUAAUAUGGGCAGUCAUCCGACUGACACGGACGUUCCUGACACGGUUCAACGGUCCGAGCUUCCUGAAGAAUACCCCCGCAUUUUAUGCCGCUGGACUGAUCCUUUUGGGAAGUGAGUGAAUGAGUAAAUAGCAC